Osmia bicornis bicornis is the source of this 2850-nucleotide messenger RNA. RefSeq names its product ethanolamine-phosphate cytidylyltransferase (gene Pect). Gene Ontology annotation, molecular function: ethanolamine-phosphate cytidylyltransferase activity. The coding region runs from base 117 to 1223 and encodes 368 amino acids. The transcript has 6 exons. Lineage: Eukaryota; Metazoa; Arthropoda; Insecta; Hymenoptera; Megachilidae. Gene Ontology annotation, biological process: phosphatidylethanolamine biosynthetic process. Gene Ontology annotation, cellular component: cytoplasm. The record is from RefSeq and is a predicted model, not a curated record.
CGAGGCGGUGACGCGCGCAGUACAUUCCAAGAUCUGUUGUGGCGCGGUUACUAGUCCUCUGCUGUUAUUUAUUGAACGAAAAGGAGUGUUAUCUUUUAAAUAUCAGCACCUUCAUUAUGACAGAAGACCGCAAGGAAGUACGAGUAUGGUGCGAUGGUUGCUACGACAUGGUACAUUUCGGCCACGCGAAUUCUUUGCGACAGGCGAAAGCAUUAGGUGAUUACUUAGUUGUCGGUGUACAUACAGAUGAAGAAAUUACUAAACAUAAAGGACCUCCAGUGUUCAUGGAACAGGAAAGGUACAAAAUGGUUCGUGGAAUUAAAUGGGUAGAUGAGGUGGUAGAAGGCGCACCUUAUGUUACAACAUUGGAGACAUUAGAUAAAUACAACUGUGACUUUUGUGUACAUGGUGAUGAUAUUACUAUGACAGCAGAUGGUAUAGAUACAUAUCAUUUGGUAAAAUCAGCAGGUCGUUAUAGAGAGGUUCAAAGGACUGCUGGUGUAUCUACAACCGAUUUAGUAGGACGUAUGCUUUUAAUGACACGUCAACACUUUAGGCAAGGAGAUAGCGAAUAUACUGUUGAUAGAGAACCUAGCAAAAGGAUGGGUCAAGAUAGAACAGCUAGAAGUCCAUGGACAGGCUGUUCACAGUUUUUACCUACUACACAAAAAAUUAUUCAGUUUAGCGAUGGAAAAAGUCCACAACCUGGAGAUAAAAUAGUUUAUGUAGCAGGAGCAUUUGAUCUCUUUCAUGUUGGUCAUUUAGAUUUCUUAGAAGUGGCAAAGAAAGAAGGAGAUUAUCUUAUAGUUGGACUUCAUACAGAUCCAGUAGUUAAUCGGUACAAAUGUGGUAAUCAUCCAAUCAUGAAUCUUCAUGAAAGAGUGCUUAGUGUAUUAGCAUGCAAGUAUGUUAAUGAAGUAGUAAUUGGAGCACCAUAUGAAGUGACAAAGGAUCUGAUGGAACAUUUUGAUGUAUCUGUUGUUUGUCAUGGUCAGACUUCUAUAAUGCCUUGUGAAGAUGGUUCAGAUCCAUAUGCUGAACCUAAAAGACAAAAUAAAUUUAAACUUUUGGACAGUGGUAAUGACAUGACAACAGAAAAAAUUGUUGAACGUAUUAUUCUUCACAGGUUGGAAUUCGAAGAUAGAAAUUUAAAAAAAGAGAAGAAAGAACUGGCAGCAUUCGAAGCCCUUUCGAAGUCUCAGAAAAAUGAAAGGACUAAAUAAUUUACUCUGUAGACUCAGAGUGUGUGAUAAUCAUAUUUUAUAGAAUACACUUGUAAAUACGAUAUCACACCGAUAUGUUACGUAUUUAAUUUUAUUCGAAAAAUAUAUGUGGUUUAAAUAUUUAUAGUAAUGGUGGUAUCUGAAGUAUUGACACAUUGAAGUGUUAUUUUUCACUCCCGAAAACUCAACGAAGGAUAAAAGGCAACGAUAGAGGUAUACAAAAGAUUGUGAAUAUCUGUAAACUUAAGUAUUUUUUAAUUAGAAAGACUUAAGAAAAGAUAUGUUACUGUGUUUAUAAACGGACGCCUAUAUAUUUGGUAUUACUGUUACUUAUAAAGUUUGUAUUAAAAGGAAAUAAUUUCAACACUACAUUUUUAUGUUACAUGCAAAUUGUGGUUUUAAAUAUGGAUAUUAUUCAUAUAUUUUAUAUUUUUAAUUUAUUAUUAUACAAAUUUUGUAAGUUUUAUCAAUUACGGAUAAUUAUUACUACUUUAGCGCUGAGAAUAAUUUUCAUAAACUUAUAAAUUAACAAGUAUAUUCUAUAAAAUAAUUAAAACCAAAGCCGUAAUAAUUUUUCGUCAACAAAUUUUAUAUAAUGUAAUUUAUAAUUUGCUUCUUUACGUAUAGUAAGUAAAAGAUAAAAAUGUAAUGUAAACUGCAAAUAAGUUUAUAAAUACGAAAGUUAUGUAAAUAUUACUAAUUUUUAAAUGGUUGAUUGCAAUAUUAUGCUUAAUUUUCUAAAUAUGAUUUACUUUAUACAAAUAAACAGAGUGAUGUUUCAAAAACAUCACUUUUUCUUUGUUAUAAAAUAUUUAAUAUAAAAAUACAAAUUAAAAUGAAGUUACGAUAAUUUUUCAUGAUUAUUUAUGAGAUAAAAGAAUGCUAUGUUUCAGAUUAUAGAGUCAUUUGAAGGAUAAUUAAACUUCUAUAUUCAUUAAUUUUGAUUAUCUAAAAACCAUUUUUACGGAAGAUAAAGAUAUGAAACAAUUAAUAAAUGCCACGUGUUGUAACAUUACUAUUACAUUAUUCUUAUUUAAGCAUAAAUUAAUCACAUUAACCAAAGCCAAAGUUUGAUCGUACAUAUGGUGUACAUAUAGUGUCAUGUAUUUAUUUUCAUUCUAUUGUAAAGUAUGGAGUAAAGUAGACUUUCUGAAGGAAAAUAACGAUAUAGCCAUUGUCAUUGUUAAAAUGACGAUACAUCAUCAAUGUAUCAGGAGCUCAGGGAAGAGAAAAUCUGGCAAAUCUACCAUGCUCGAUACUGUAUAUGUAUAUGCGUGCAACAUUAGCUACUUUUAAUGUAGAAAUUAUGCUUUUCAUAUUUUAAUUUUUAAUCAAGAUGAUCAAUGUAUAAUCAUUUUAAGCUGCAUUUCUGAAACAUGCUGCGUUAUGUAUUUAUAGAAAUGCAACAAUAUAAUAUGCUACUUAGUGUUGUAUUUUCUACAAAGCAAAAAUACUUUAAAAAUACGGCGGUGAAUAAUUAUUGCACGCGUUCAUAUGUAUAAUUAAAUACUUGAUUGUAUUUAUUUACCUAUAUGUUCAGUUGAUCAAUUAAGGAGUAUCUAGUUGAAGUCCUUAAAUGAUCAAGGUUUUGUUAUAUAAAUAAUAAAUAAUAAUAUUCUACUGUGUA